This is a messenger RNA of Aspergillus caelatus, 1285 nucleotides long. Its product is annotated as TOM complex receptor protein TOM20. NCBI's taxonomy places the organism in Eukaryota, Fungi, Ascomycota, Eurotiomycetes, Eurotiales, Aspergillaceae. The coding region runs from base 184 to 696 and encodes 170 amino acids. The record is from RefSeq and is a predicted model, not a curated record. Gene Ontology annotation, molecular function: transmembrane protein transporter activity. Gene Ontology annotation, biological process: protein targeting; protein import into mitochondrial matrix; tRNA import into mitochondrion. The transcript has 3 exons. Gene Ontology annotation, cellular component: mitochondrial outer membrane; mitochondrial outer membrane translocase complex.
CCUCCGCCUUCAAAAUUGUCAGAACAUGAAAAGCGUCACUUCCCCAGUCUCGUCCCCAUAGACCAAAUAAACAUCCCUUUCCCCGGUUCGGUCGGACUCGCCUGAGGCACUGGACUUAUUCUACCUCUGUGCUUUCUUUUAUCCUUCUAUAAUAAAUAAUUACACACUAUCUCCCGUGACACCAUGAGGACGUCAGCUUUGGUUGCUGCUUCGGCCGGCACGGUUCUUACCGGCCUGUUGGCUUAUGCCAUUUACUUUGACCACAAGAGACAGACCGACCCCGAGUUCCGCAAAUCGUUGAAGAGAAACAACCGUCGUCUGGCGAGAGCUGUGAAGGAGGAAGCCGAGGCUCAAGGAGCCCAGGAACGGGAAUCCAUCAAGAAGUCUGUCCAGCAGGCUCAGGAUGAGGGUUUCCCGACCGACCUUGAGGAGAAGGAGGCUUAUUUCAUGGGCCAAGUUGCCCGGGGAGAGUCUCUCUGCGCUGAAGGCUCAGACAAGGUUGAAGCCGCCCUGUGCUUCUACAAGGCCCUUAAGGUUUACCCUCAACCUAAAGACCUGAUCUCCAUAUAUGACAAGACUGUCCCUAAGGAAGUCCUGGAAAUUCUGGCCGAGAUGGUUGCUAUGGAUGCGGCUUUGAAGCUGGGCACAUUCACUGGCGAAGGUGGCAGUGCUGAAUCCAGCCAUGGUGUCGAGUAAAAGAACAGACGUGACGCAUUCAUUGGAUCCGGACUCGCGCCCUCGGCAUUGUCAAUCAUCCAACCCUUUUUCGUAUAAAAUAAGAACUUUGCUUGGCCUGUGAUCUGGCUUUCUCAGGUCGUCGGGUCACGCUGGGCCGUGGUCCGGACCCUUUUUCUCUUGCUUUUGCGCUACUAAUCCAGUCGAAAAGACCAAUCGAUCUCUGUGAGGAUUGAUUCUUUUCAACAUUUUCGCCUUGCGAUGUCGCACUCUCUCCCUCUCCGCUUAUUAUUUGUUACCUUUUUUUUUCUUAUUUCUCUUGUUCCCUGUAUAUUUGCAUCAUUGCCCAUGUCUUGGCCGCCGGCGUGGCGGACUCUCUUGGUAUUUCUCGGCGCCAUGACUUUUUGUUUCUCAUUUUUCUCAUUCGGUUAUUCACCCCCUUUUUCACCAGUCUUGGGGGUUUCUUGGGACAUGGACAAUUCUUGGGUUACAGGCGCCAAUUAUUCCUUCUCCCCAAGUGCUUCUCCUGACGGGUAACAUUUGGGACUGUAUUCUAGAGAGGCAGUAGUGUAUCAACAGUGAGCAAUUCAACGUGGAUUGAGAUGCAAAA